This is a messenger RNA of Theileria equi strain WA, 4701 nucleotides long. RefSeq names its product HECT-domain ubiquitin-transferase domain containing protein. Lineage: Eukaryota; Apicomplexa; Aconoidasida; Piroplasmida; Theileriidae. Gene Ontology annotation, molecular function: ubiquitin protein ligase activity. Gene Ontology annotation, biological process: proteasome-mediated ubiquitin-dependent protein catabolic process; protein polyubiquitination. The coding region runs from base 1 to 4701 and encodes 1566 amino acids. The transcript has a single exon. The record is from RefSeq and is a predicted model, not a curated record.
AUGGUGGAAUCUAAUGAUUCUGGACUUUCUAAUAACUUUGAUCAGAUACCUCUGAGAAUGGCAGGAGGAAUACGAGGGGGGAAAUGGAUAGCGCUCAUCUCAAUGUUACAAAGCGGCUCUGACUCGGAACAAAUGAUUGCAUUGACUGAACUCUCUCAUGCUCUUAGUUAUUCUGACGAAGACUAUCUUUUAGGAUUUCCGGCUUUGAGCUACAUUAAAGUUUUGAUGCAUAUUCUUGAGUUUCCACAUGUGAAAUAUUCUAAACAUCACACAAAAGACGAAGAUAUCGCACAAAAGAGUGAUGAAACCGCUAAAAUUCAGUUGCCAUACUAUGAAUUGUUAUCAGUGUACAGUAAAACAUUCGAUGAUUCUACUCAAUGCAGUAAACCUGCGGGCAUUGACGAUGCCGUAAGGUCUAGUCUCUCUAGUGAGGAUGCACAAGAAACCAAAAUUCAGUAUAUGGAAGAAGACGAUGAUUCUUCUGAAUUCUUGGAUCCAGAAUUAAUGGCCAACAAGAUGAUAACAGCUGCCAGUUGUAUUAAUACUAUUUUGGAUGUCUUACCCUAUGCUACUCGUUAUUUCAGGACACACAAAGUGUCGUUGAAUGUUCUUGUGGACAAGCUAAAUGACAUACAAUACAUAGAUUUGGCAGAACGUGUUCUGCUUAUCGUUGAAAAACUAUCUCGUGAAAUUCCAGUAUAUCUUGUGAAGAGUGGAACAAUGGUAGCCAUGUUACAGUACAUAGAUUUUUUCCCUCUAUCUAUUCAGGUUUCAUCGUUGUCAUCUGUACUAAAUUUGGCAAGAUCGGUGGAAAAGGUAGGGACAUUCAAAAAACACGUAUUACCGAUCUUUCCCUCAAUUUCAACGCUUCUUUCAAACACGGAAAAGAAGAUACUCCAUACAGUUUCCAGUAUUUGGAAGGAAAUUGUUACUGCUGCGGUAAAAUUAUGGAUGGAAGAUAAGGAAUUUAUGGAGCAAUGUAUUUCAUCCAUAACAAUUCACGGUGUUUUGGAAAAGUUUUUUCAACUGAUUGUAACUCCAAACAGAAUAAGCAAAAUAAAAGUUGCUGAAUGUAUCUGUACUAUAUCAAAGAUGGCAGGAAGCUCCAUUGAACUCACAGAUAGGAUAUUUAAGCUUGACAUUCUUAACCAUUUUAGUGCGUCUCUUGUAACUUGUUCCAGAGGCUAUCUUACAGUACAUGGGAUCGUUAAUCUUUUGAUUUCAUUACUUGAUAGUAAUGAUUCUGACAAUUUGUACCAAAAACGACUGGAAUACUACAAGGAAAAUAAAGAAAAUUAUAAUAAACUUAUAAACAUAUUCCCUCCAGAUCAUCUCUUUGAUGUUUAUGAUUUAGUUUUGUCUCAACAGUUGAAGGAUAGAAUAUUUUUUCUCAUUUACAAAAUCAUGGAUAUUGGAUCGAGCAUUGAUUCACUAUCAGGCGUAUUAACAACUUUGUUACCAGUGUCAAGACUUGUUGAACUGAUAUCGUUCACGCUAAUAGGUUCAUCCAAUAGUGAAGAUCAGCUAUUUGUAUCUAUUAACAUAAUUACUCUUUUGUUGAAGGUAUUCAAGCAGGAUGUUGUAGUUACCCUGGAUAGGUAUGGUAUCUUUGAACGGUUAGAAUCUAUAAAGGUUGAAAGAUUUGCUGAUGAAAUUAAACAUAUUUGUAGCUUUAGUGGGAGAACUACAGAAAAGAAUAUCAUUAAGGUAAGUAAUAGCGAUGAUAUCUUAUCUGAUAUUCGAAAGAAUGCGGGUGUAUGGACUGUCCAUGAAUUAAAUCAACGUGUAUCAAUGGAUAUCUUUACAGGUAUAUUUCAUGACGUUGAUAAUAUGACUGCCUUUGUGAAGUCCAUAGUUCAGAAUGCGUACUCUUCAACACACUUGUACUAUUUAUGGGAUGCGUGGGUUAAGCUAUUUGAAUGGAACAAUAAUUUUGCGUAUGCUACAAUAGAUAAAGUUCUCUCUAAUGAUGCGGACCCUUCCUGGCUAAUAGGUGGGGACCCUGAAAUUAUGAAUGCAAUGGAUUUAUUCUACACUCUUAGGGGAGAAAAGCCUCCUGGUAAAUCUGUGUCAUCGGAUGAGGAUAAAAUUGACUUUGGAAAUAUACAAACCAGCAAGAGCGGGCAGCAUAAAUCCGAUAGUGGUGAGUCUGACGUUCAUGAUUCCAUGAAUCCAAAAUUAUAUGGGAAGAGAAUUAAAUAUGCGAUCGACACUCUGCAAAGGUACAUGAGAAAGGAUAUUUUAUUUUUCCCAUUUAGUCAAGUUAUUAUGGAUGUCAAAUUUCGGUUAAAGUGUUCAAGACAUGCUGAAAACUUUAAAAUAUCUACACUAUCAGUGUUUAUCCCAUGUACCAGUGCAGUUAAUCAGCUAGAAACCCUAAUUUUGACUCAUGUACACAACAAAACAAAUGAAGCGCAGGGUAAUUCUGUUGUUCCUAGGAAGCGUGCAAAGUAUACGUUUAAUCCUCCUUCUGAUUUGGACCAUUUAGAUUAUUACAGGGUUGAGAUAUACAUCAAUGAUAUUCUUCUUCCAUCUAAAAUGUCUGUAUACGAAGCCCUAUGUCGUUUUACCGAUAGAUGUAACUCUGAAGGAGCACCAAAAGCUUAUUUGGAGAGGUGUUAUUCUUUGUAUUAUAAAUUGUACAAAAGAACCGAUUUGCAGUGUCUUGAAGCAUACUUCAAUAAAAAGGCUACCCCUAUACUUACAACCGUUCCAGCAGAAGUUUUUUCUCCAGUGGCUCUUUACCUUGACAUGCUUUCUUAUGUUGUACAUUGUUCCCCUUGUACAAAUUUGGAACAUCAUAUCUCCGCUCUUCGAGGUACAUGUUCCAAAUUACCCUUAGAAAAUGUUAAUGAGCUUCAAAGAAUGGCUCUGCAACGGGUUCUAACGGAUUCACAAACACAUUGUCCUAAGAUAUGUUUACAGGGUUUAGAACAGAGGUCUGAGUUUUCUGGACUGAUACAGGUUAACACAAAUCAUCUCCUCGAAACGGUUAUCAUGAAUAUGAAGAGGCUCGAUUGUGUAUUCAACAAUAAAGGUUCAUACAAAGAUCUACUUUUAGAAGCUGGCUAUAUCUUCCAAGGAUCCAAAGUUGACAUUGAUGAAGAAAUCCUCUUGCUGUUGAAGAUGAUGUCUGUGUUGUCAACAGUUUACGAUGCUCUAGUAUAUCAUGAGUCGCAACCAUUUGAUGCAAUCAAAAAUUUAGAUACCCACUUGAGUAUAUCAAAGCGCAUGACACUUAUGUUGUAUAGUCAUUUGAGUUCUGUUGACAAGAGUUUGAGCUACAGGAUGCCAAAUUGGGUCUAUAAGAUAGCAUUGACAUGCCCAAUGAUCUUUUCCCUCGAAUCAAGGCGUAUAUUGUUUGAUUUGUGUUCCAUGGACCCAAAUCGCAUACUUCGUCAAUAUUCUUCCAGAAUAAAACCACUUAUUGAUGAAAUGGAAACUAAACAGGAUUCUACAGAUACGUUUGAUGAAUACUUGAGAGAAUACUUGUCAAACUUUAGAUUUGGGAAAACCAAUGUUUUCAAUGAGGUGGAAGACUUUGUAAGCCUCCAAAAACUGAAGAUUAAAGUUAAUCGUGAUUCUAUCCUGAGAGAUGCGACCUAUUUUCUGAACAAGUUGGAAAACACUCGAUAUAUGUAUGAUACGACCCCAAAAUUGGAAGUGGAAUACAAAAACGAAGUUGGAAUAGGCUCCGGCCCAACUCAAGAAUUUUAUUCGCUGUUUAUCGAUGGAUUUAUAUCAUGUCAAGCCCCUUCAUUAUUAGAAUGUUACAAUGGUUUCUUUUUCCCAUCUCCUCAUAAGUGUGAAUAUGAAAAUCUACGUACUCUUCCGUUUUUGGUAAAUGAAGUUCCGAGAGAAGAAUUAGAUUUUUCUUCCAUGAAUACAGAGGCUAUAUUGUUUACAUAUUUUAAGAUUCUCGGCAAAAUGUGUGCAUUUUCUCUACUUGAUGGAAAAAUAUUUGACCUUACUUUGCACCCACUAUUCUGGUACUACUGUCAAUUUCCGUAUUCUCCAAGACUCUAUUCUAUUGAGGCUCUCUCCCAUUUGGAUCCAGAAUUGGCAAAAUCCCUAUCACGUGCUCAAAUGAGUAAUAUUGAUGAUUUAUAUCUCACAUUCUCAUAUCAAGGUUAUGAUCUUGUUGAAAAUGGUGGUAAUAUUGCAGUUACAAGGGAUAAUUUUGCGGACUACGUUGCACAAAUUUCCAAAUUCAAGCUAGAUGAUGGCAUUAGGCUACAAAUUUGGGCAUUCAGAUACGGGUAUUCGAUGGUUUUGCCCCUGUAUACAUUAUGGAUGUACAAUCAUAGGGAACUGAGUCUGAAUGUGUUUGGAAACUACAACACUCAGCAAGAAUUUUGGAAAGAGGAACACUUGCGCAGCUUUAUCCUUCCAGACCAUGGCUAUGAUACUGAUAGUAAGGUUUACAAUAAUAUGAUCAAUUUAAUGACAGAGUUCUCACCGGAAGAACAACGGUCGUUCUUGAAAUUUUGCACAGGAGCACCGAUAUUACCAAGAGGUGGCUUUGCAGGACUUGUGCCAAACAUGAAGAUUGUGAAGAAGGGAAAUGAUACUAGAGACUUGCCCAGCGUAAUGACUUGUACAAAUUACUUAAAACUUCCAGAUUACAAAACUGUGGAUGAGCUAAAGUUUAAGCUAUCCCAAGCCAUCAGUGAGGGACAAAACGCCUUCAACUUGUCCUAG